This is a messenger RNA of Vespula pensylvanica (western yellowjacket), 2157 nucleotides long. Its product is annotated as modular serine protease-like. The transcript has 8 exons. Gene Ontology annotation, cellular component: plasma membrane. Gene Ontology annotation, molecular function: serine-type endopeptidase activity; protein binding. Gene Ontology annotation, biological process: proteolysis. The record is from RefSeq and is a predicted model, not a curated record. Lineage: Eukaryota; Metazoa; Arthropoda; Insecta; Hymenoptera; Vespidae. The coding region runs from base 127 to 2049 and encodes 640 amino acids.
CUUCGAUGUUGCACACGUCGGAGUGCAAAAGAAAACUAAUUCGAUAACAUUCAAAGUCAAUAAGAAGUUUGUUUAUUAUUGAUAUUAGAUGAAGUUGCCGCGGAAACUUUUUUAAAUAUUGUAUCCAUGCAACAAAGAAGAAAGUGUGGCAUUGAAAAGUUUCAAUGUGAUAAUGGAAAUUGUAUAGCAAAUGAGUUUUUAUGCGAUGGACAAGCAAAUUGUAAAGAUCAAUCCGAUGAAACGCAGUCUGAAUGUUCUAAACCUCAAUUAAUGUGCUCACCAUACGCAUUUAGAUGUAAUUAUGGUGCUUGUAUUGAUGGUGAUCUAAUAUGUAAUGGAAAGCAAGAUUGCAUUGAUAACAGCGAUGAAACAUUAGCUAGAUGUUUGUAUAGUAUGCAAAAUAUUACCACCUCUAUAAAAUGUUCCAUAAAUCAAUUCAAAUGUGAUAAUGGUCAAUGCAUCGAUUUUGAAAGGCUGUGUAAUGGUGAUGUAGAUUGCAGAGAUCAUUCUGAUGAAACAUUUUCUAAAUGUGGAUCAUUAUACUGCAAUGAAUUGUUAUUUCGAUGCAAUUAUGGAGCUUGUAUAGACGGUAAUUUACAAUGCGAUGGUAUAAUAAAUUGUGCGGAUGGGUCAGACGAAGAUCCAAAAUUCUGCACAAAAACUGUAACAAGUCCAAUUUCUAUUAUAUCUAUAUCUCCUUCAAGAAGUAUCACAUCGACACUAUCUCCAUGGAUCCCAAAACAAUCAAUUUAUUGCUUGGUACCUCCCCAGCCAGCAAAUGGUAAAUGGCAAUUAUAUAAGUUGCAAUGCCAAACACAAGAAAACUGUGAUGUGCAACAAGGUGUACAAUUAUACAUUGGGGCUUAUUUAGUUUACACUUGUAAUCCUGGUUAUAAAAUAAAUGGUUCUCCUUAUGUAUUAUGUGAUCUAGAGGGAAAAUGGUUAAAUAUUCCAGUUUGUACAGAAAUACGUUGUAAAUCAUUGACUUCAGCAUCAACAAAUGCUGUAUGUACAUAUAAUGGUAAAUGGACAGCUUGCGAAUCUCCUGUUUUACCUGAAACAAUUGCAAUUUUGAAUUGUCGUAACGGCUAUCAUGAAGAUACAUUAUUCCUAUCAAGACCAAAAGCUCAAGUUAGAUGUAACAAAAAUGGUCAAUGGGAACCAGAACCGAUAAAAUGUAUCCCAGUAUGUGGAGUUUUUACUCCAAGCACAAAGCCUCUCAUAAUACAUGGGAAUGCUAUUGACAUUUCUCUAUUUCCAUGGCAUGCUACUCUCUAUGAAACGAAAAGUCCAGAUGGACCAAAGGAAUUUACUUGUGGUGCAACAAUUAUAAAAGAUAAUCUCCUUGUCACUGCAGCCCAUUGUGUUUUUGAUGAAAGAAAUAAAAAAAUAAAUGACCCAAAAAGAUAUUAUAUAGCAACUGGAAAUAUUUUUCGUGAUUAUGAAUCUCCGCUGCAUGAUCCACAUUUUGUUAAAAAAGCUCAAGUUGAGAAUAUUUAUAUUCCUUGUAAUUAUUUGGGCUUAGAAGGAAAUUAUGCUUGGGACAUAGCUCUUUUGAAAAUUGAUAUGCCAUUUGUAUUCUCAGCUUUUUUAUUACCAGCAUGUUUGGAUCAAACUUUUAUUGAGUUUGGAUAUGGGGUAGUUGCAGGAUUCAGUAGAACCACUUUAGGAGCAUCAAGUUUUAUUCUACAAUCUGCAAUACUGCCCUAUGUUCCUCUUAAUCAAUGCAAAUCUGCAAGCAGUACUCAGUAUGAGAAGUUCAUAAUAUCUGACAAAUUUUGUGCUGGCUAUACAAAUGGAACAUCCAUUUGUGAUGGUUAUGGUGGUGGAGGAUUGGUAUUUCAAACUGGAAAUUUGUGGUUUUUAAGAGGUAUUGUUAGUAUUGGUGUAACGCUAUCAGCUGGAAGUGAAUAUUGUUACAGUUAUUCAUAUGCUCUUAAUACACGUAUUUCCAGUCAUAUAGAUUGGAUUCAAGAUAUUAUUCUCAGAUUAGAAUCAUCUAAUCCACUUCCCUUGUGUCAUAAUUUAUAUCAUAAUAUAUUUCUUUGAUAAUAAAUCAAAGUACUGAUUUUAUAUAAUUCAUUAGUUGUUAAUUUCUAUAAUAAAGCAAUAAAUUGAAUACUUUAAAAACACAAGUAAUUAUCAAUACUUUCUUUU